Molecule: messenger RNA, 1389 nt
Organism: Pipistrellus nathusii (Nathusius's pipistrelle)
Lineage: Eukaryota; Metazoa; Chordata; Mammalia; Chiroptera; Vespertilionidae
Source: the annotation of a GenBank genome assembly
AUGGGGGAGGCGGCCGUGGCCGCGGAGCCUUGCCCGCUGCGCGAGGACAGCUUCACGCGAUUCUCGUCGCAGAGCAACGUGUACGGGCUGGCGGGCGGCGCGGGCGCGGGCGGGCGCGGGGAGCUGCUGGCGGCCACCCUUAAAGGCAAGGUGCUGGGCUUCCGCUACCAAGACCUCCGACAGAAAAUCCGGCCGGUGGCCAAGGAGCUGCAGUUCAAUUACAUACCCGUGGAUGCCGAGAUUGUCUCCAUCGACACUUUCAACAAGUCGCCCCCAAAGCGGGGCCUGGUUGUUGGGAUCACGUUCAUCAAGGAUUCAGGCGACAAAGGCAGCCCGUUCCUCAAUAUCUACUGUGACUAUGAGCCUGGCUCCGAGUACAACCUUGACUCCAUUGCCCAGAGCUGCUUGAACCUGGAACUCCGGUUCACUCCUUUCCAGCUGUGCCACGCCGAGGUGCAGGUCGGGGAUCAGCUGGAGACCGUGUUCCUCCUGAGCGGGAACGACCCGGCCAUCCAUCUCUACAAGGAGAACGAGGGGCUGCAUCAGUUCGAGGAACAGCCCGUGGAAAACCUCUUCCCAGAGCUCACCAGCCUGACCAGCAGUGUCCUCUGGCUGGACGUCCACAACCUCCCCGGCACCUCCCGGCGACUGACGGCCCUCGGCUGUCAGAGCGGUUACGUGCGCGUGGCCCACGUGCACCAGCGGAGUCGAGAGGUUUUGCAGACGUGGACAGUCCUGCAGGAUGGCCCCAUCUCCCGCGUGAUCGUGUUCAGCCUCUCGGCCCCCGAGGAGACCACGGCCGGGCCGCGGCGGGAGGAGUACAGCGUGCUCGUGGCCAGCAUGCUGGAGCCGGCCGUGGUGUAUCGGGACCUGCUGAGCCGGGGGCUGGAGGACCAGCUCCUCCUGCCCGGCAGUGACCAGUUUGACAGCGUCCUCUGCGGCCUGGUCACCGACGUCGAUUUGGACGGGCAGCCGGAAGUCCUGGUGGCCACCUACGGGCAGGAGCUGCUCUGUUACAAGUACUGCGGCCCCGAGGCGGGGCUCCCCGAGGCCGGGCCCCCCGAGGCCGGGCUCCCUGAGGCCGGGCCCCCCGAGGCCGGGCCCCCCGAGGCCGGGCCCCCCGAGGCCGGGCGCGGGUUCCGCCUGCUGUGGCAGCGAAGCUUCCCCAGCCCGCUGCUGGCCAUGGCCCACGUGGACCUGACGGGGGACGGGCUGCGGGAGCUCGCCGUGGUCUCCCUGAAGGGCGUGCACAUCCUGCAGCACAGUCUGAUCCAGGCCUCGGAGCUGGUCCUGGCGCGGCUGCGGCACCGAGUGGAGCAGAAGAGACGGCGGACACAAGUGCCGGGCGACAGGGCGGGCCCGGGGCCUGCUGGGACGUCCGCCUCCUGA